AUGGAGAACAAACCAAGUAUCUUAACUGACAGAUACGACGUUGGGAGACUAUUAGGUCAAGGUAACUUCGCCAAGGUAUUCUACGGAAGAAGUAUUCAUACCAACAAGAGUGUAGCUAUCAAGAUGAUAGACAAGGAGAAAAUCAAGAAACCUAGCCAUAUCGAGCAGAUCAAGAGAGAGAUCACCGUGAUGAGUCUCGCUAAACACCCUAACGUCGUUGAGCUACACGAAGUCAUGGCAACCAAAACAAAGAUCUACCUUAUCCUAGAAUACUGCAAAGGUGGAGAGCUCUUCGAAAAGAUUCUGAAAGAAAAAGUGAGCGAGAAAGUUGCUUGGAAGUACUUUCAUCAGCUCAUCAACGCGGUUGACUUUUGUCACAGCAGGGGAGUGUAUCACCGUGACAUCAAGCCAGAGAAUCUCUUGCUCGACGAGAAUGAUAAUCUCAAGGUGUCUGACUUUGGUUUAAGCGCGCUUGAGGAGUCUAACCGUGAAGACGGUCUCCUUCAUACAGCUUGUGGAACACAUGCUUAUGUUUGUCCUGAGAUUGUGAACCGUCAAGCUUAUGAUGGCACUAAAGCUGAUGUUUGGGCUUGUGGGGUUGUCUUGUUUGUUCUUUUGGCUGGUUAUCUCCCUUUCUAUGACUCAAAUCUAAUGGAUAUGUACAUGAAGAUUGGUAAAGGACAGUUUAAAUGUCCACGCGGGAUUCCCGUUGAAGCGAAGAGGCUGUUGUGUAAGAUGCUUGAUCCUAACCAUGAGACGAGAGUCACCAUGUCAAGAAUCAAGGAGAGUUCUUGGUUCAAGAAAGGGUUACACUUAAAGCACAAGAAACUAUCCAGAGAGGUUAAUAAUCCCCUGGAAGCUGGAAGUUCAGGUGAAAGCCACGAGACACCACCACCGCCACAGCUUGCAAGCUUGAACGCUUUUGAUAUUAUAUCAUUGUCAACAGGGUUUGACCUAGGAGGACUGUUUGGAAAAAUGUACAAGAAGCAAGAGUCUAAAUUCACGUCUAGAAAGCCUGCUUCAGAGAUUAUUUCUAAGCUGGAGGAGGUGGCUAGAGGGCUGAAGCUGAAGAUAAGAAAGCAGGAGGCAGGGUUGUUUAAAUUGGAAGGAGCAAAGGAGGGAAGGAAAGGGAGGUUGUUGAUUGAUGCAGAGAUAUUUGAAGUGGCGGAGACGUUUCACUUGGUUGAAGUGAAGAAAUGUAAUGGAGAUACUGUGGAGUAUCAGAACCUGGUGGAGGAGGAACUUAGGCCUGCCCUGGCUGAUAUUGUAUGGGUUUGGCAAGGAGAAAAGGAGGAGGAGGAGCUGGUGUUGCAUGGUUAA
Molecule: messenger RNA, 1320 nt
Organism: Eruca vesicaria subsp. sativa (arugula)
Lineage: Eukaryota; Viridiplantae; Streptophyta; Magnoliopsida; Brassicales; Brassicaceae
Source: the annotation of a GenBank genome assembly